UAACCCGAUUGUCAAAACCCGAAGAAGCCCAAAAAGAAAGUGCACAUAGAAUAGAACUCCGAGCCCUGGCUUCUAUACCUCCCAGCCGAUUCGCUAACAACGCAGCAAAGCAGUCGUACCGGACCUGCUCUGUCAUUCUCGUUUAGGUUUCUACAUAUGAUGGUGAAAGUUUGCACGCUGUCUGAACUUCAGUGUUUUUUUCUUACAUUGACAGUGGGGUUGUGGUGAUUGCUCUUUUAUUCUUUCAACAUGUCAUCCCUAAGGAAUGCUGUUAGCAGACGAGCUCAUAAGGAACGAGCUCAACCGCAAGAAAGGAAAAAAUUUGGGCUUCUUGAAAAGCACAAGGACUAUGUUGAGCGUGCAAAAGCAUUCCACAAAAAGGAGGAGACUAUACAGAGGCUCAAAGAGAAAGCGGCUUUUAGAAAUCCAGAUGAGUUUUACUUCAAGAUGAUCAAGACUCAAACUGUUGGUGGAGUCCAUAAAUUAGAGAGUCAGGCAAAUAAAUACACUCCAGAAGAGCUCAUGCUUAUGAAGACCCAAGAUAUAGGAUAUAUCCUCCAGAAAUUACAGAGUGAGAAAAAUAAAAUUCAAAAGUUGACUGCCAUGCUGCAUUCUCUUGAUAAUCACCCAUCCAAUAGACAUGUCUAUUUUGCUGAAGACUGGAAGGAGGCUAAAGAAAUACAAUCUUGUUCUUCAAAGGGUCGAAUGUUGACUGCAUCUGAUGGCAUUCCUGAACAUAUCAGAAGGAAAACAGAUUCUUCCUACAGAGAACUAGAAGCAAGGAGGAGCAGAGUCAGUGACUUGGAGAAAAUCUAUAUGGAUAUGACAAUGCAGAAGGAAUUACAGAAAAAGGGACGAAAGCGAAAGCUACGUGAGGAUGAGAUUGUCUGUCCCACGUCCAAACCUGUAUACAAAUGGCGUCCAGAGCGAAAGCGUUGAGAAGGGCAUCAUCUUGAUCUACUUUGAGCUUCUUUCUCUGUCUUUCAGAAUUUUUGUACUACAAUAUUUCAGGGUUGGCUCUCAUUUCCAACUGUAGAUUUAUCCUUUUUUUUUUUUUUGUGUUGGGUUUUAGAGUAUAACAUAAUUAUUGUAACCAAGUUCCAAGACACAUCUUUCUUAAUUUAUAUUAUAGCUUUUUCAAUUUAUUUA
Messenger RNA from Ziziphus jujuba (common jujube), 1149 nucleotides. RefSeq names its product probable U3 small nucleolar RNA-associated protein 11. The coding region runs from base 250 to 939 and encodes 229 amino acids. Gene Ontology annotation, cellular component: small-subunit processome; nucleolus. The transcript is spliced from 9 exons. NCBI's taxonomy places the organism in Eukaryota, Viridiplantae, Streptophyta, Magnoliopsida, Rosales, Rhamnaceae. Gene Ontology annotation, biological process: rRNA processing. The record is from RefSeq and is a predicted model, not a curated record.